Molecule: messenger RNA, 773 nt
Organism: Closterium sp. Naga37s-1
Lineage: Eukaryota; Viridiplantae; Streptophyta; Zygnematophyceae; Desmidiales; Closteriaceae
Source: the annotation of a GenBank genome assembly
AUGGAGUCGAGCGGAAAUUUGAUUCGCUGCUUGUGGCGUCGACGCGAGCCCCGCGGUCGAAUCAAGAAGCGGAAGCGGAAGCAGCAUAGAAAAGCAGCUGCGGGAACCAUUAGCACACAGCGGGAUGGGGAGAUGGCUGGUGCUGGACAGGCAAGGCUGACUGCUGGAGGCAGGAACUCUAUGGGAACGGCUGUGAAGUCUCGCGUUCAGGCGAGGCUGUUCGGCCCAGCGGUCUUUGAGUCAAAGAAGCUUCAGGUGGUGUUCAUGGGAGCAGAGGAAGAGCAGCACCCAGCACAUGCUCCAUUGCCCCGGAUGUACACUUUUACCCACUCGGAUGUAACCGCUGGGCUCACCCUCGCCAUCGCUCACGAAUUCAACAAAUCUCAGUUUAUGGGCUGGUACUCUCGGCUGCAGAGGGACGAGGUUCUUGCAGUGUGGCGCCAGCACUGCAGCCUAGCAGAUUUCCGUUCGCCCUACUUGAGGGACCCUUGGCAAGAGGUUCACCCAGAGCAUGCUUGCAAUGGUUCAGACUGCCACAUGUCACUCCACGUCCACUGCCACAUCAGCGGAGGGCAUUUCCUGCUGAACGCCAUUGCAGCUCUCAGAUUCUGGAUUUUCAGGAAGGAGCUUCCAGUCGUUUUGGAGGCGUUCAGACAUGGUGACAGGGCACUCUUCGAUAAGCAUCCAGAUCUUGAGGAUGCGCUGGUGUGGGUACAAACAUUCCGGAGUACAACAGGCAUGAAUGCUGGGGACAUCUGCAUUCAGCAGCCCAG